UCAGAAACAGAAAGAAAGAUUCAAAGCUUUAAAACAUACACAUGUACUUAACACGUACACACUUACUUUUUUCUUUACAUACUCACUCUUCUUAAUCGGUUGUUGAAUUCUGAAUAAAUAGUGUCUGCUUGCGAGAAAAAGUAGUUGGACUUGGAUGCUUCCCAAAACACACUGCAAUGAACAACAACUUCAAACCUCAAAGAUAGAUAGAGUUUGGUUGUAAAAGAAAACAGAAGCACUGGCUGGUUCCCCUUAGUGCAUAAAUCUACAGUUGCCACCAUGUUUCACCGCCGGAGCAAUUCUCAUCAAGAUCACGAAAACAGCGAGGUUUAUGCCGAAUCCAAGGUUAAGGAGCUAAAGGGAGCAAUGGGACCGUUAUCCGGGCGCAGCUUGAAGUACUGCACAGAUGCUUGUUUUAAGAGAUAUUUGGAAGCUCGGAAUUGGAAUGUAGACAAGUCCAAGAAGAUGUUGGAGGAUACACUAAAUUGGAGAUCAACCUAUAAGCCUGAGGAGAUUCGCUGGCAUGAGGUUGCCGUGGAAGGGGAGACAGGGAAACUGUAUAGAGCAAAUUUUCAUGACAGGCAAGGAAGGACUGUUCUUAUCUUGAGACCUGGAAUGCAGAACACCAAAUCAAUGGAGAAUCAGAUGAAGCACUUGGUGUAUCUUUUGGAAAAUGCAAUGCUUAACCUUCCACCAGGUCAAGAACAAAUGGCAUGGUUGAUAGAUUUCACUGGCUGGUCAUUGACCAAUAGCGUGCCAGUUAAGUUGGCCAGAGACACCAUCAACACUCUUCAGAAUCACUAUCCUGAGAGGCUUGCCAUUGCAUUUCUUUACAAUCCUCCAAGAAUUUUUGAAGCUUUUUGGAAGAUAGUCAAGUACUUCUUGGAUACAAAGACAUUUGAGAAAGUGAAGUUUGUGUAUCCCAAAAACAAAGAUAGUGUGGAACUCAUGAAGUCUUAUUUUGAUGAUGAGAAUCUUCCAAAAGAAUUAGGAGGAAAAAGCACUAUGAAGUAUAACCAUGAAGAGUUCUCAAGAUUAAUGGUUCAAGAUGAUUUGAAAUGUGCAGCAUUUUGGGGUCCUGAAUCAGAAGUAGCUCCAGAUCCAGAUUACAAUGAAGCCACCUCCAUUUGAGGCACUUAACCUCUCUGUGAAGAUAUAUAAUAUAUGAAUACUAAUCAAUAAUUGUAUAGCAAUUAGCACCAAGAAAAUUAGGACUAAGCAUGGCAAUGUUGCUCAAUAAAAAAGUACUUAUUCAACUAUAUUAAAAAUUAUCAAUUCUAAAUUCUAGGUAGAGACAAAUGAAUUAAUUA
Arachis duranensis is the source of this 1310-nucleotide messenger RNA. RefSeq lists its product as uncharacterized. Lineage: Eukaryota; Viridiplantae; Streptophyta; Magnoliopsida; Fabales; Fabaceae. The transcript is spliced from 6 exons. Bases 280 to 1131 code for a protein of 283 amino acids. Gene Ontology annotation, molecular function: phosphatidylinositol transfer activity. The record is from RefSeq and is a predicted model, not a curated record.